Molecule: messenger RNA, 7663 nt
Organism: Fundulus heteroclitus (mummichog)
Lineage: Eukaryota; Metazoa; Chordata; Actinopteri; Cyprinodontiformes; Fundulidae
Product: dedicator of cytokinesis protein 9
Exons: 55
Coding region: 278-6628 (2116 amino acids)
Biological process (GO): positive regulation of GTPase activity; small GTPase-mediated signal transduction
Molecular function (GO): guanyl-nucleotide exchange factor activity
Source: RefSeq, a predicted model, not a curated record
ACUCACUCGCUGCUGACUGAGGUAUUCCUACAUGCACACACUGGGGCAGCUCAUAAUUACAGCCUAAAGGGACUCUUCCUCUUGUUUGAGAGCAUAAAUUUACUCCACUUUGGAUUCCUCUGCCUGGAAACUGGCUCCGCGUCCCUCGGUGACAAACUCUGGAUUUGUUUUGGGGUCCGAGGUUGGAUCAUGGACAAGAGUGCAGCCGGGGGAAGAUAAGGGGGAAACCGGCUGACGAGCGGGCUCGCCUGAACGAUGCCCGCGCGGAUGUGAAGGAAUGGGGUGCACCACCAGCGCCGUUGUUUUUGACGGGCUGCGAACUGUCUUGGAGAGGAACUGCAGCGGCUACAUCUGCAAGGAAGCUGCCGAGCCCGCCGGGCCGUCUGAGGCUGAGAGGGCGCUGAGUCGGAGAGAGUCGCGCAUCAUACCAACACCUAGAAUACUUAAGGUAAAACCGAAGGUGAUUGAACCGCUGGAUUAUGAAAACGUUCUGGUGCAGAGAAAGACGCAGAUCCUCAGCGAUGUUCUCCGAGACAUGCUGCAGUUUCCCCUGGAGGAUUUUGAGAUCUCAACUUUGAGGCGCCAAGGGAGAACUCUGUACCCAACUGUGCCUGAAAAUGCUGAGAGGGAGGCUCAGAGUCUGUUUGUCCAAGAGUGCAUUAAGACUUACAAGUCUGAUUGGCAUGUCGUCAACUACAAGUACGAGGACUACUCGGGUGAUUUUCGACAGCUUCCAAACAAAGUGCCCCGGCCGGAUAAACUGGCAGUUCAUGUGUUUGAAGUGGAUGAAGAUGUUGAUAAAGAGGAGGACACGGCCUCCCUAGGAUCCCAGAAAGGGGGUAUUUCCAAACAUGGCUGGCUGUAUAAAGGGAACAUGAACAGUGCCAUCAGUGUGACCAUGAGGUCGUUCAAGAGGAGGUAUUUCCACCUUGCCCAGCUCGGGGAUGGCUCGUAUAACUUAAACUUCUACAAGGAUGAGAAGAUCUCCAAGGAGCCCAAAGGAACCAUUUUCCUGGAUUCCUGCAUGGGCGUGGUUCAGAACAACAAAGUUCGGAGGUUUGCUUUCGAGCUGAAGAUGCAGGAUAAGAGCACUUACUUGCUGGCUGCGGAAAGCGAAGCGGAGAUGGAGGACUGGAUCAACAUGCUCAACAAGAUCCUGCACAGCAGCUUCGAGAUUGCCAUGCAGGAGAAGAGGAAUGGAGACAUUCACGAUGAUGAUGAUCUUGGAAAGUCAGACAGCUCCUCUGGCAGCCUGGAUAGCUUUCAGAGCACCAGAGAUAUAGAGUCAAGAAUGAGGAAUGAGACCAGACUGAAGCUGUUCACAUUGGACCCAGACACACAGAAACUGGACUUCUCAGGGAUAGAGCCAGAUGUUAAACAGUUUGAGGAGAAGUUUGUCAAGCGCGUUCUGGUGAACUGCAACGACCUGUCGUUUAACCUGCAAAGCUGCGUAGCGGAGAACGAGGAGGGCCCAACGACAAAUGUGGAGCCCUUCUAUAUCACCCUGUCGCUGUUUGACAUCCAGAAAAGCAGAAAGAUCUCCUCUGACUUCCAAGUUGAUUUGAACCACCAGUCCGUCCGGGGCAUGGUUCCUGGUAACGCCAGUCAGCAUGUGAACGGAGGCAGUGACGUCCGAUCUGAGGGGCAGCGGUUUAUCCACGGGUUGCCAGAAGCCGCUUUGCUGUAUCCCAAACAGGGGGUGUUUUCAGUGACAUGCCCCCAUCCGGAUAUCUUCCUGGUGGCUCGCAUCGAAAAGGUGCUUCAGGGGGGGAUCAACCACUGUGCCGAGCCAUACAUGAAGAGUUCAGACUCCACCAAGAUGGCACAGAAGGUCCUGAAAAAUGCCAAGCUGGCGUGCAGUCGAUUGGGUCAGUACAGGAUGCCCUUUGCCUGGGCAGCAAGACCCUUGUUUAAAGAUGCAUCUGGGGCACUUGACAAAAGCGCCCGCUUCUCAGCUCUGUACAGACAGGACAGUAACAAGCUGUCCAAUGAGGACAUGCUCAAGCUGCUGGCAGAUUUCAGAAAACCAGAGAAAAUGGCCAAGCUGCCCGUAAUCCUUGGAAACCUCGACGUUACCAUCGACAGUGUUGCCCCCGACUUAACGAACUGCGUUACCUCAUCCUACAUUCCUGUGAAGCAGUUUGACGUCAGCGAGAGGAGCGGCGUCUUUUUCGAAGUGGAGGAGUUUGUGCCGUGCAUCGCCAAAUGUUCUCAGCCUUUCACCAUCUACAACAAUCACCUCUACGUCUACCCGAAGCACUUGAAAUAUGACGGCCAGAAGUCAUUUGCAAAGGCUAGAAACAUAGCUGUCUGCAUUGAGUUCAGGGACUCAGAUGAUGAAGAAGCUGUUUCACUUAAGUGCAUCUACGGGCGACCUGGAGGAUCCUUGUUUACCAAAAAUGCCUUUACCUCAGUAUUACAUCACCAGCACAACCCUGAGUUCUACGAUGAAUUUAAGAUCGAGUUGCCGACGCAGCUCCAUGAGAAACAUCACCUGCUGUUUACUUUCUACCACGUGAGCUGCGACAGCAACAGCAAGGCCAGCACCAAGAAGAAAGAUGUGGUUGAAGCGCAAGUGGGUUACGCCUGGCUCCCCUUGUUGAAGGAUGGCCGGGUGAUCAUGAAUGAAAAUCACAUCCCUGUGGCGGCUAACCUUCCUGCUGGGUACCUCAGCUGUCAGGAGGGGGCCAGCAAGCAUUUGAGUCCUGAGGUCAAAUGGGUUGAUGGAGGAAAGCCCUUAUUUAAAGUGUCCACACACCUAGUGUCCACUGUGUACACUCAGGAUCAGCAUUUGCACAAUUUCUUCCAUCACUGCCAGGACAUCGCGUCAGCAGCACAAGGAUCUGGAGAACUGGUCAAAUACCUGAAGAGUUUGCACGCCAUGGAGAGCCACGUCAUGAUCAAGUUCCUGCCAACGAUCCUCAAUCAGCUGUUCAGAGUCCUGACCAGUGCCACACAGGAGGACGUAGCAGUAAAUGUUACAAGAGUGAUGAUUCACAUUGUAGCGCAGUGCCACGAGGAAGGCUUGGAGCACUACCUUCGCUCUUACGUGAAGUUUGUAUUCAGGACGGAGCCAUACACGUCCUCCACAACCCGGACAGUUCACGAGGAGUUAGCGAAAGCCAUGACCGUCAUCCUGAAGCCUUCCACUGACUUCCUGACGAGUAACAAGCUGCUCAAGUAUUCGUGGUAUUUCUUUGAAGCCUUAGUCAAGUCCAUGGCUCAGUACCUGAUUGAAAGCUGCAAAGUGAGGCUGUCCAGGAAUCAGCGUUUCUCAGCACCUUUCCAUCACACCGUGGAGACCUUGGUCAACAUGAUGAUGCCGCACAUCACCCAGAAGUACAAAGACAACCUGGAUGCUGCUCGCAAUGCCAACCAUAGCCUAGCUGUCUUCAUAAAGCGCUGCUUCAACCUGAUGGACCGAGGCUUUGUGUUCAAGCAGAUCAACAACUACAUCAACUGCUUUGUGCCCGGAGACCCAAAGACGCUGUUUGAGUUCAAGUUCGAGUUCUUGCGCGUCGUGUGCAACCACGAACACUAUGUUCCCUUAAACCUGCCGAUGCCAUUCGGAAAAGGGAGGAUACUGAGGUUUCAAGAUCUGCAGAUGGAUUACUCUCUGACGGAGGACUUCUGCAGGAACCACUUCCUCGUCGGGCUGCUGCUCAGGGAGGUCAGUGCCGCUCUGCAGGAGUUCAGGGAGAUUCGGCAGAUAGCCAUCCAUGUCCUGAAGAGCCUCAUGAUCAAACACACGUUUGAUGACCGCUAUGCCUCCAAGAGCCAGCAGGCUAGAUUGGCCACCUUGUACUUCCCCUUGUUUGGUCUGCUUCAGGAGAACGUCAACAGGCUCAAUGUGAAGGAAGUCCUCCCUUUCCCCAUUAACCACUCCAACAAUAACGGACGAGAAGAUUCGCUCCUGACCAACGCCUUGAUGACGCCUCCUAGGUCCAGCACGUUUCUGGACACCAGUUUGCACAAAGAUGUUUUUGGAGCCAUCUCAGGCACAACGUCCCCUCAUGCAGCGUCCACCCCUAAUGUGAACUCUGUCCGCCAUGCCGACUCUCGCGGCUCCCUCAUCAGCACAGAUUCAGUAAACAGCCUGUCUGAGAGGAACCAUGACAAAGCCAAUUCUCUUGACAAGAACCAACCUGGCUCGACCCUGGGAAGCACCCUGAUGCGAUGUGAUAAACUGGACCAGGCAGAGAUUAAAAGCCUCCUAAUGUGUUUAUUACAUUUGCUUAAAAGCAUGUCUGAAGAUGCUCUGUUCACUUACUGGAACAAGUCUUCAUCUGCUGAACUGAUGGACUUCUUUACUUUGAUAGAAGUCUGCCUCCAUCAGUUCAGAUACAUGGGGAAAAGAUACAUUGCAAGGAACCAGGAUGGGGCAGGAACCGUAGCACAUGAGCGGAAGUCUCAGACUCUGCCCGUGUCCCGUAACAGGGCGGGAAUGAUGCAUGCCCGCUUACAGCAGCUCGGCAGCCUGGAUAACUCAUACACUUUUAACUACACCUACAGCCACUCCGAUGCGGAUGUGUUGAACCAGUCGCUUCUGGAGGCCAACAUCGCCACAGAAGUGUGUCUUACUGUCCUGGACACGCUCAGCAUCUUCAUCAUGGGUUUCAAGUCACAACUAUGCUCUGACCACGGUCACAGUCCGCUGAUGAAGAAGGUGUUCGACGUCCAUCUCUGCUUCCUGCGCAUCAAUCAGUCGGAAACAGCCCUGAAGCAGGUCUUCACGUCGCUGCGCACAUUUAUCUACAAGUUCCAGUGCACGUUUUUUGAAGGGCGUGCAGAUAUGUGUGCGGCCUUCUGCUACGAGAUCCUGAAAUGCUGCAACUCCAAGCUGAGCUCCAUCCGCAACGACGCGGCCCACCUGCUGUAUUUUCUCAUGAAGAGCAACUUUGAAUACACCGGUCGCAAGUCCUUUGUCAGGACACACCUGCAGGUGGUGAUUGCUGUCAGCCAGCUGAUUGCUGACGUGAUCGGUAUUGGAAGCACCCGCUUCCAGCAGUCUCUGUCGAUAAUCAACACGUGUGCCAACAGUGACAGGACUAUCAAGCACACAGCCUUCCCAUCGGAUGUGAAGGACCUGACCAAACGCAUCAGGACGGUGUUGAUGGCAACGGCUCAGAUGAAGGAGCACGAGCGGGACCCAGAGAUGCUGGUGGACCUGCAGUACAGCCUCGCCAAGUCGUACGCCAGCACGCCCGAGCUGCGAAAGACCUGGCUGGACAGCAUGGCGAGAAUCCACGUGAAGAACGGAGACCUGUCGGAGGCGGCCAUGUGUUACGUUCAUGUUUCAGCCCUCGUGGCAGAAUACCUCCGGAGAAAAGCAGGGAUGUUCAAGCAGGGCUGUUCCGCCUUCCGCGUUGUAACUCCAAACAUUGACGAAGAAGCAGCAAUGAUGGAGGAUGUCGGGAUGCAGGAUGUGCAUUUUAACGAGGAUGUUUUAAUGGAGCUUUUAGAGGAGUGCGCGGACGGGCUGUGGAAAGCCGAGCGCUACGAGCUCAUCUCGGACAUCUACAAACUCAUAAUCCCAAUUUAUGAGAAGCGCAGAGAUUUUGAGAAACUGGCCCACCUGUAUGACACUCUGCAUCGUGCAUACAGCAAAGUGACGGAGGUGAUGCACACAGGCAAGAGGCUGCUGGGGACCUACUUCAGAGUGGCUUUCUUUGGCCAGGCAGCGCAGUACCAGUUUACUGACUCAGAGGCUGAGGGCUUCUUUGAAGAUGAAGAUGGUAAGGAGUACAUCUACAAAGAACCCAAGUUCACGCCCCUGUCUGAGAUCUCCCAGAGGCUCCUGAAGCUGUACUCUGACAAGUUUGGGCAGGAGAACGUGAAGAUGAUUCAGGACUCUGGGCGGAUCAACCCCAAAGACCUGGACUCCAAGUAUGCCUAUAUCCAAGUGACCCAUGUGACUCCGUACCUGGACGAGAAAGAGCUGACCGACAGGAAGACCGAGUUUGAAAGGAGCCACAACAUCCGGCGCUUUGUAUUCGAGAUGCCUUUCACAAUCUCUGGCAAAAAGCAAGGCGGCGUGGAGGAACAGUGCAAACGCAGGACAAUACUGACCACGACACACUGUUUUCCCUACGUGAAGAAGCGGAUCGCGGUGAUGUACCAACACCAUACCGAUCUAAGCCCCAUCGAGGUGGCCAUCGACGAGAUGAGCAAGAAAGUGGCCGAGAUCAACCAGCUGUGCUCCUCCAGCGACGUGGACAUGAUCCGUCUGCAGCUCAAGCUGCAGGGCAGCAUCAGUGUCCAGGUAAAUGCAGGACCGCUCGCGUACGCCAGAGCUUUUCUGGACGACUCGAGCGCCAAGAGGUAUCCGGACAACAAGGUCAAGCAGCUGAAAGAGGUCUUCAGGCAUUUUGUGGAGGCCUGUGGCCACGGCUUGGGCAUUAACGAGCGGCUGAUCAAAGAGGACCAGCAGGAGUACCACGACGAGAUGAAAGCCAACUACAGAGACCUGACCAGAGAGCUGUCCAUCAUCAUGCACGAGCAGAUAUCUCCCGUGGAAGACGGCAUGAAGAGUGUCCUCCCAGACUCGCUCCACAUCUUCAACGCCAUCAGCGGCACACCGACCUCUGUCACCAUCCAGGGCAUCCCGCACUCGGCCUCGGUGAUAUGACCUUGUCCUUGGAUGCGAGACCCGUGUGCUCACCGUUGACGGCCCGUUGGGUCGGUCAGCAGACAGAGAAGAUGCUGGAACCACAGAUAACUCUUCCGCCUUGUUUUUUUGUGCUCUGGUCCGCUCAGUCAACCACAGACUCUGUGCCCAGGGUGGGCGUAAACGAGGCGAGGCCUAACAAGACAAGUUACUCUGUUACAGAGACUUUAAUCCUGCAUUAUAUAGAAAAAGAAAACAUACUUUUUGAUGAGAUGUAUUGCAUCUCACCUGUUCGUAUGUGAGGACUGAGCACUGUUUUCCAUGGAGACAUUCCGGUUGGGAUUUUUAAAACAUGCAUGUCACCACAUCGCCACCUCCUAACAGCCCAUUCUUUUUUUUUUCUUUUUUUUUUUUUACUACAUUUAGUGUUUUUAUGUACAGUAUUCCACUUUUAUAAGCCACUGUAUUGAUGUCUUGAUAAAUAUAUGCUGCAAACAUCGAUGCUCAUCUCUCUGGACAGACAUGAAGUUACAUUUUCAGAAAAGGCCUUUUUCUUUGCAAAACCUCUCUGAUUUUUUAGCAUUAAAUCUGUUUUGAAUUGGAGUUUUUAUAUAUAUAUAUAUAUAUAUAUAUAUAUACAUAUAUAUAUUUAAUGCAAUUGCAAACAAAAAGUAUAUUCCAAGUUGUUUAUUAAUGUACAUAGAAAGGACUGUGUGCAAUAUUUGCAAAGCAUCUUGCUGCGUGGCGAUCAAACACUGUAAAGAAUAUGUUCACUUUUUUUUUUUUUUUUGCCAAAGCGAUGAGGUGUUGAGGGAUGAGACACUAUGCCUACUGUGGAAGAAAUAUGAAGCUUAUAAUGUUGUAUGUUUUUUUUUCUUUUUUAUUGUUUGAGAAAAAAAAGUAUUUUAUUUCAGCAGCAUUUUUUAAAACAUAUUUAACACAAGUCACUGUUCUGCUGUAAACAGAGAUAUUCCCUAAUGCUUAUCUUUUAAAUAAAAGCACUCUUUGCAUAUGCACUCACAAGUCUUUAUAUAUAAGAAAAAAUGUUAGGCAGCA